Molecule: messenger RNA, 1237 nt
Organism: Gossypium raimondii (Peruvian cotton)
Lineage: Eukaryota; Viridiplantae; Streptophyta; Magnoliopsida; Malvales; Malvaceae
Product: cytochrome b-c1 complex subunit Rieske, mitochondrial
Exons: 3
Coding region: 730-1065 (111 amino acids)
Biological process (GO): mitochondrial electron transport, ubiquinol to cytochrome c
Molecular function (GO): oxidoreductase activity; 2 iron, 2 sulfur cluster binding
Source: RefSeq, a predicted model, not a curated record
CCAGGCUCUAUUAUGGGAAAAUGUUGAAUAGGCAAUCCCUUACUUCACCACUGAAUAGCCAUUCCAUUCCAUGGGAGUAAUUUUUUUCCCAUUUUCAUUUUUUGCCCUUAGCUUCAUCUCCUCCUUUCCUUUCCAUCUCUGCGUUUCCCUUUUUUCCUUUUUAUUUCCCUUCAUAUUAUUUCCCAUUUUUCCUUCUUAUUUCCCCAUCUGCUGCUACUGUUUCUGUUCGCCUUCAGCAUUCGGCUUGGCCUUCAACAUUCUGCACGGCGGCUGCUGCUACUGUUUCUGUUAGACCUUUUAUUUUCUAGGGUUUCUGUGACUUAAAAUGAAAUAGUUCUCUCGUAUUUUUCAUUAUUUUACUUUUCUGUUAAUCACGUUUGGGUACUUAGAAACUGGAGAAAAAGAUGACAAACUUUUUUUGGGUAUUCUUUUCCCUUAAGUAAAUAUAAUUUUUGAGUUAGAGUUUUUAUUUCUAGAAAUGUUAGACAGUCCCCUUCUCUUCAUUUUAUCAGGAACCAAAAAAAGUUUUAAUUUUGCUAUAUACAUGGGGGGAACUUUUUCGGUGGAGCAAUGGGAUAUUCACAAACGCUGGAAAUUGGUCAGUACGAGAUUGAAGGAUUUUCAUAAGUGUAUUGUGCUUCCCAUUGGCAGCCUAUCCAUUGGACUUUGCAGGCAUCGUGCAAUCCUCUUUAAGGUUUUUCUUCAGAUGCCCUCAGCCGAGGACGCGAUAUGGGAAUGAUCUCAGAUGUCCCUGCUACUGUGGCAACUGUGAAGAACCCUAGUUCGAAAAUUGUCUACGACGAGUAUAAUCACGAGCGGUUUCCACCUGGUGAUCCCAGCAAGCGUGCUUUUGCUUAUUUCGUCUUGUCUGGUGGCAGGUUUGUUCUAAGCAUGUCUGCCAGCAAAGAUGUUCUUGCACUCGCUUCUCUUGAGGUUGACCUUUCUAGCAUAGAGCUAGGGAGCACUGUUACCGUCAAGUGGAGAGGGAAGCCUGUUUUUAUCAGACGUAGAACCGAAGAGGACAUCAAGACAGCUAACAGCGUUGACCUUGCAUCACAGGGAUGAAGUUUAAUUUUUUAUUUUGGUUUUUUAUUGUUUGUUUUGGGUUUGAAGUUCAAUAGCAUUUCGUGUUUGCAAUGAAAAAUGUGUAUAUAUAUCAUUUAUACAUUGGUUGAUCUAACUUUGGUGAUGACUUGGUUGGCUACCAAUGGAAUUUAUAUCUCCUAUGUCUCCAACA